This is a messenger RNA of Myxocyprinus asiaticus (Chinese sucker), 2487 nucleotides long. RefSeq names its product protein-lysine 6-oxidase-like. Gene Ontology annotation, biological process: peptidyl-lysine oxidation. The transcript is spliced from 5 exons. Bases 2034 to 2396 code for a protein of 120 amino acids. The record is from RefSeq and is a predicted model, not a curated record. Gene Ontology annotation, molecular function: copper ion binding; protein-lysine 6-oxidase activity. NCBI's taxonomy places the organism in Eukaryota, Metazoa, Chordata, Actinopteri, Cypriniformes, Catostomidae.
AUACCUCACUUUCUAUAUAAUACUGAUCCAAACUGCAGAUAAUUACAUUAUUUUGAAAUGACGAAAUAUUCAUUUGUCCUGUUCCUCUCCAUUCACCUGUGCAUCCUGGCAUGUUUGGGCACAGCGCAGCGCCAUGGACCCUGGAGAAACAAGGUGCAGUGGGAGACAAACAGGCAGGUUUAUAGCUUACUGACCACCGGUUCUCAGUAUCACAUACCUGCUACUGGACGACGAAAUACGCAGUUCUUUUUAAAGAGGCACUUGAUGCCAAGAUUCACUGGCAGGUUUUUUGUGGGACAUUUCGCAAGUCCAAGGAGGCACGCAAUUGCACAUACAGUGCAGUCAAACUCUGCGCCAGAGCACACAGGUGGCAUGAACAGUGGUGUUCUUGGUGUGGAUGCAAGACGUUACCUGAUAUCUGGUCAAGCAUCACUUAUGAGGAAUAAUAAUCCACAUUUUUCAGCUUUGCGCACAGUGAGAAUUGCACAGGACGCAUUGCACACCCAGUCCGUGCACUAUAGCGCAGCACCAACUCGCAUAACUACAUCGGCACCUUUGGAAUAUUCAGGGAGCACAAGCGCACUAGGUAGCCGUAACUUAGAAACCGGCACACUGGUGCCAAAGCGACGAUCUCCCAUUCCAGCCACCGAAACCCCAGCCACGAUGAAUUUUGAGGAGAACACCCCUCGUCAACCUCAAGUUUCCACUUUGACCGGGAGUAACACUGAAAUGCAGGUUAAUAACUCUGAAUUUCCAUUGAGAACAAGUUUGGUGCCCAGUGCAUCUUUACUUUCAGCAUCUGCUAAUAACAGGAAUAAUGUAAUUCCUACUUACCAGGAAGAGGAAAGAGAAGGUGACAGUAUGAUUGGUGAUGAACCAACUAAUCUGAAUGUAAACAGCAGGAACUCUCUUGACUACAACUUGCUCACAUAUGGAAGUGUAAACCGGCAUCUUCAAAUAGAUACGGGUUACGGUAGCAGGUAUUUCCAUAACGGUAAGACAAAUGACCAUAUAUAAUUACUUAAAUAAGCAUUAUAUAAGCAUGGCCAACAAAAUGUGUAUUGGAUUGUUUUGUUUUUUGUCAACGUUCGUCUCUCGUGAGACUCAAAUUGACUUUUGGCGCCCUUUUUCGCUCUUAGCACAUUUGGCCAAACAUUAGCAACUUUUCACACAACACACUAACGUUUUUGUGAUACCGUAUAUUUGCGAUUUGUAAAUCUAUAACAAAGUGAUAAGCAAUGACAGUUAAGUACUUUUUGCCAAUGUUUCUUCCGAUUCAAUACGAAAAAUGGUCAUGAAAUGCGAUUUCGCGGGCGUCUAUUUACCGCUAUAUUAAAUUUUACUGCAUGACUAAGUUCUAACAUUUAUUCUGGUAAAUGAAACAUUAUUUGGAAACUUUUGAAACCUAUUUAUUUUUACGAGAAAAACGAAUGUGUUCUUUUAAAACGUUGCCAUUAAUUUUAAGAUUUUCUCCUCAGAAAAGACCUCACCUAUAUCUCCACUAGAGUUUCAGAAGAGAUCACAUCAAUGUGCUCUGUUUUGCCAAAAUUCAAAAGUGUGCACUUUGCUUUUAGUCUUUUCAUUUGGAUUUUAAUUACAUUGACAAUAAAGCGCAACAGUUUGCCAUUGCAUGGAAAAAUGCUGCUUUGUAUUCUGUCCCUUUACAUUAUCACAAUGAGUUAGGUUAAUAUUUUCCAGGCCUGCCUGAUGUCAUUCCUGAUCCAUACUAUAUCCAAGCUGCCUCCUAUAUCCAGAGAGUGCAGAUGUACGCAUUAAGAUGUGCAGCAGAGGAAAACUGCCUCUCAAGGUGCUAGAUCAUGAUAGUAAAUAUGAAAACCAAUUUUUGGCCGUUUUAAAUAGAACUGUGUCUUCUUCCAACAAGUUCGGCAUACAGCCCGAGCGUCAGGGAUCUUGACUACCGAGUGCUCUUGCGUUUCCCUCAGAGAGUCAAAAAUCAAGGGACAGCAGAUUUCCUCCCAGUGAAACCACAUCAUCAGUGGGAAUGGCACAGCUGUCACCAACAUUAUCACAGUAUGGAGGCUUUCAGUAAUUAUGACCUCCUGGACGCCUCCACGGGCAAAAAGGUGGCAGAGGGUCAUAAAGCCAGUUUCUGUCUGGAGGACACCAGCUGUGAUCCAGGUGUGAGGAGAAGAUACGCCUGCACAGCUCACACACAGGGAUUGGGUCCAGGCUGCUACGACACCUACCAUGCCAACAUUGACUGUCAGUGGAUUGAUGUAACAGAUGUUUCUCCUGGACAAUAUAUUUUAAAGGUAACAGUGAACCCAAGUUUCCAAGUGCAGGAGUCUGAUUUCUCCAACAACGUUGUCAGAUGUGACAUCAGAUACACAGGGUCGUACGUCCAAACACACAACUGCAGAAUCACAAGGUCCUGAUGCAGUUAGCCUCUCCCAAACCUCCAGUGGUGCUUAUUUAGUUUUAAUUACCAUCUUUAAAGGAGUAUUUCGGGUUCAAUACAAGUUAAGC